AUGGUCGCUGUUUUACGCACCUUGAACUCACCUACGCAGUCACCUGCCACCACCGCCCCACUCUCGUCAACCUCGAGAGCAAGUAGCUCGUGCUCGCACAGGGCCCACACCGCCAGUGUCCCAAUGCGUCGUAUUAGAUUCGCACCCCUCCCUGAACCCACCACUCAGCUUGUCAAGUCAGAUGCAAUCAUGGACACCCACUCGUACAUGCUCUCUCCACUGCCCUCCAAUACCGUCUAUGUCCAACGCACACCCUCCAAACCAAAACCAAAACCUUCCUUUUCCCGCCAAUUCAACUUAUUUAAACGCCCUUCGACUGACUCGCUUUCCCAACAUCCUCAACCAUAUGACCUCGGUGCCCUACUCUCCCGAUCCACUUCCGUUCCCAUCCUGUCUAAGAGCCAACCAAGACGUUUCUCCUCCAUAUCUAGCUCCAAACCCCGUUCUUCCACUAACACUCUCGGCUCAGGUGGUGGCCGCCAUCCAAUACCCCACCCCACCUCCCCCCCAACGCGCCCGACUGUCCCCACACAUGGCACGCACAUGCUCAACGGACGCGUCUACGGCUCAAAGCGCAAAGCGCUCGCAAACCCCUUUGCUAACGUGCGCGAUGAACCUGAGUUCGUGGAAUGGGGGUACGGUGGCAUGGGCAGCAUCAGCUGCAGCAACGAUUCAAAAUAUUCCGUCCUCGCCAAAGGUACCCCUGCCCUGCUUGCCCACGGUCACGCCCAAAAGGUCGUCGUCGGUGGCGGCCGUGAUGGUGCUGCGAGGGAAAGGAAAGGUGGUGUGGGUAUACCUGAUUUAGUUGGAGGUGAUGACGAUGACGGGAGUGGUAUGGGAUGGGUUCGAAAACGGAGACAAGAGAGGGAACGGCUCGCGAAGGGCACGCCAAGCUAG
This is a messenger RNA of Suillus clintonianus, 897 nucleotides long. RefSeq lists its product as uncharacterized. NCBI's taxonomy places the organism in Eukaryota, Fungi, Basidiomycota, Agaricomycetes, Boletales, Suillaceae. The transcript has a single exon. Bases 1 to 897 code for a protein of 298 amino acids. The record is from RefSeq and is a predicted model, not a curated record.